Lethenteron reissneri (Far Eastern brook lamprey) is the source of this 3650-nucleotide messenger RNA. Its product is annotated as endoplasmic reticulum-Golgi intermediate compartment protein 3-like. The record is from RefSeq and is a predicted model, not a curated record. Gene Ontology annotation, biological process: retrograde vesicle-mediated transport, Golgi to endoplasmic reticulum; endoplasmic reticulum to Golgi vesicle-mediated transport. Gene Ontology annotation, cellular component: Golgi membrane; endoplasmic reticulum membrane; endoplasmic reticulum. NCBI's taxonomy places the organism in Eukaryota, Metazoa, Chordata, Hyperoartia, Petromyzontiformes, Petromyzontidae.
GAGUGUCGGUGUGAAUGUUCGCGGACCCUUGCGUGAGUGUCGGUGUGAAUGCUCGCGGACCCUGGGGGCAGUGCGAGGCAGCUGGAGCAGCAGCAGCAGCGAUGCCGCCGGGCCGCGCGCUGCUCCUGAGGCUGCGGCAGCUCGACGCCUACCCCAAGCCCCUGGACGACUUCAGGGUGAAGACGUUCGGGGGCGCCGCGGUCACCAUCGUGAGCGGCCUCAUCAUGUCGGUGCUCUUCCUGUCGGAGCUGCAGUACUACCUCACUAAAGAGGUGCACCCGGAGUUGUUUGUGGACACGACGCGCGGAGACAAGCUGAGGAUCAACUUGGACGUGGUCUUCCCCCGCAUGGCGUGCGCGUUCCUGAGCCUGGACGCGAUGGACGUCUCCGGGGAGACGCAGAUCGACGUUGAGCACACGCUCUUCAAGAAGCGCCUCGACGCACGCGGGCAGCCCGUGGCGGCCGAGGAGGAGAAGCACGAAAUCGGGAAGCUGGAGGAGAUCCCAGACCCCACCGCACUCGACCCCAACCGAUGCGAGAGCUGCUACGGGGCCAACGGCACCGACCUGCAGUGCUGCAACACGUGCGACGACGUGCGGGAGGCCUACCGGCGGAAGGGAUGGGCCUUCAAGAACCCCGAGGUGAUCGAGCAGUGCCGGCGCGAGGGUUUCUCCAACAAGGUCCGCGAGCAGAAGGACGAGGGCUGCCGCGUCUACGGGCACCUGGAGGUGAACAAGGUGGCAGGCAACUUCCACUUUGCUCCUGGGAAGAGCUUUCAGCAGGCUCACAUCCACGUCCACGCCCUCGAGCUGCAUGAAUUUAAUCCAUUUGGCAUGGACAAGUUCAACUUGACGCACCACAUCGCCCACCUGUCCUUCGGCCGCGAUUACCCUGGCAUCGUGAACCCGCUCGACGGCACCAAGUCGGUCUCCCACGAAGAUUUCAUGAUGUUCCAGUACUUUGUUAAAAUCGUGCCAACGGUCUACGUGAAGCUGAACGGAGAGGCGCUGCGCACGAACCAGUUCUCGGUGACCAAGCACGAGAAGGUGGCCAACGGGCUGGCGGGCGACCAGGGCCUCCCCGGUGUGUUCGUCUCCUACGAGCUGUCGCCCAUGAUGGUGCGCUUCACCGAGAAGCAGAGGUCGUUCACCCACUUCCUCACUGGCGUGUGCGCCAUCAUCGGCGGCGUCUUCACAGUGGCCGGGCUGAUCGACUCCAUGAUUUACCACUCGGCGAGAGCCAUUCAGAAGAAGAUCGACCUGGGCAAGACGACAUAACGCAGCUUGCCAGGAAGCUGCGUUCUCUCUACACUGUAGGCAUUUUAUUUAAGAACAUACUUCAGGUGCGUGCGUGCGUUUUUUCUAAAUUAGCAGCCCAGACAAAGGGGUAGUGUGUUACCAGAGCAAUCUUUGUUCUGUCAUGCACAGCCCCACGACUAGGAGAAUGCUCGCCAUCGGGACGCGCGGGGGCCGGGAGCGUUUCCCAAGCCCGCCGGCAUGCGGCUGGCAGCGGUCCAGCGUCAUGUGUGGCCAACUUGUAAACGAAUGCCGGUCGCUCGCUCGCUCGCGCAGCCCAUUCAGCACACACGCCUCUGCGGCCGCUGGCUUCUCGUGACCGCCGCCGCGUUUCCCCGUUCUCGUUUCCGCGCGGCGUCUUUUGUCACGGAGGGCCGCGGGCCCCUCGCCGCUCCGGUUUGAAGAGUUACCGAAGACCCGCCUUGGGUUCUCCUGCCUCGGGUGAUGCGUGCGGGUGGAUUAAAUGAUGAUCAUGAUGGUGGCAAUGCUGCGAUCCGCCGAACUCAAGUCAACCACGGGGGGUGAUUUUUGUUGUGCCCUGUGAGAACUUGGGAGAACCAGGAUGAGUCUCGUCGUCACCACGGCGACGAAAGCGAAACAACUCGCGUCAAGUACAGCGAUGAAGCAAAUUGGAAUCGGAGCGAAAACGGCAUCACGUGAGAAAUCCAAAUUAUUCCCAGCAGUGGAAGUCGGCUCGGGCAGAUUGUUUUUAAGACUGAUCACAGGACAAUGACAAUUGAGCUACAGAAACGUGAAACAGAUGUCGGGUGACUUGCACCAACGUGUAAACUGACGGGGAACGUAUGUGUGUGAUAUGCGUGAACUUCUUCCACACCGUACGUAGCCAACUAUGCUAAUCAGAGGUACGGUGGGGGGGGAAGGACAACAAACGAAACGAAAACGCAUUAUAGGGACACAGUCUAAACCUUUGCUUUCAUAUACAAAACCAUGGCCUCUUAGUAAGGAAAACACAUUGCGACAAAUUCCUGGUGCAUCUGUUGUUACAUAUCUGUUGUUGCUACAUAUCUGUCAAACUUGUCAAAUUGGAAUAUCUAUAUUUUGCGUGGCAUCGUUGGGGAAACAUGACACAUUUUCCAUAAUGGAGGUUUUUUUUUGCUUAAAUAUGAAUGGGUCGUUAAACCCGCAACCACCUGACACAGCCAAUUAGUGAGGUUUGUCACGUAAACAGAACGUGCCAUUUGGUUACUAGUUCAGCACACCGGUUGUGUGUUGGAGAGUAAACCCACAACAUUUACAAUUCGAAUAUCGUGACAUUUCGCCGGUAACAACAACCAGCAUCAUCAGGCGACAGCCAGAAUUGUGGAGAAAUCAUGUUUUGGUCUUGAAUAGAGAUGUGGGUGGGGGGGGAAGGGUAAAUGUGAUGUCACUUGUGUAUCACACUUUGAACGAGAACCGCCUCCCCUGGGAGCCGUGCGAGGUUUUCUACACCAAAACCGCGGGGCGGACGAUCUGCGUCUCGCUGGGCGCGCCGUGAUGUUCUCUCGCCGCGACCUGCGCACGCUUCCGCCGCACAGGGAGGAUGGCCUCCUCUUCAACGCUCGUCACCGGCGUCGUUGUGUUGUCCCCUGCUGAUGUGCACGUGCCCCUGCUGCACACCGCAAGUCAUUAAACACCGCAAGUCAUUAAACAUUGAACUGGAGACGGAAACAAACUUGGCCGUGUCUUAAUCGACCGUGGAGUUGGGCUAAAUAAAAACCGGUAACCGCGUGCAAACAACCGGGUAGGGGUAGCCGGCGCGUACAUAAAAUGCCUCGCGGUAAACGCAACGUGUUUACGUUUUUAGCCGAGACAGCGGCGGUGCAAUGGUCGGCGCGCUGCUCGAUUUGCGAUGCACAGGUCGCCAGCUUGAUUCCAUCUGCCGGCAGCGUGGCGGUUGAAACAACAGUCGUUGUUUAACUCGGUGCAUUCAUCACUGACGCUCCACCGCCAUCGGGUACCGCUUCCUGACUUUCAACGUAAUUUCAUCGGUCGUGAAGACGGUCACCGGUGACCGGUCAAGGGCCCAUAGACACCGCUGGGCUGAAGGGCUUCUCUCCAGGUGGCACGGGGCGUGGUGGUGCCGGUGCUUGGGACGGCGGGUGACGAUCCGUGGAGGUGUCUCGGCCCGUGACGCCAAGUGAAUGGACCUCCUUGUGAGUGCCGGGUGAGGAUUGGUGACUCUCUCGUGCUCCCCCCCCUCUCUCCGUGUCGCGAGACGUUGGACGUAAGCCGGUUCGAUGCGUUAAGGCUGCUUCUGUGUCUGGUUGAAUGUGUUAAGGCCGCGUCUGUGUUGCUGUAGGAUUCUGGUAAAUUUCUAUAAAGGUGAAAGUCCGCCCUUGGUGAGCUCUCGUCUUU